This is a messenger RNA of Pseudocercospora fijiensis CIRAD86, 1116 nucleotides long. RefSeq lists its product as uncharacterized. Gene Ontology annotation, molecular function: dioxygenase activity. NCBI's taxonomy places the organism in Eukaryota, Fungi, Ascomycota, Dothideomycetes, Mycosphaerellales, Mycosphaerellaceae. Bases 1 to 1116 code for a protein of 371 amino acids. The record is from RefSeq and is a predicted model, not a curated record. The transcript has a single exon.
AUGCCUCACUCAACUUCAACCGCAGGCCCGGAGAUCGAGCACUUCGUCCCAGUCGAGCCGACUUUAGAGCCAUUGGAGUAUGCUGACCUGGUCACCCUGGACUUAGGCACAUACGAAGAUGGCCCCGAGGCUCGCCAAAAGCUCGCCGAUCAGCUGAAUUACGCCAUGCGAACGCAAGGCUUCUUCAUCGUCCAAAACCACGGCAUCUCGAAGGAGCAGAUUGACCGACAAGUCGACAUCGGGCACCACGUCAUAACGAAAACUCCUCUCGAGGAGAAGCGGCGACUUGAAGCUCUCAUCAAAAAGUCUGGAAGCUAUCAAGGCUUCAAGCUUCGUCAGUUCUGGACGAUUGCGGGCGAUGUCAAAGACCAGAUUGAACAGUACAAUUGGAAUCGAGAUCUCAGCUUGCGAGAGCAUCCUGCAACCUUUCAACCUUUCGUGCCAGAAGUGCAAGAGAUGAACGACUAUAUCCACAAAGUCAUCUUGUAUCGUCUCCUCAGGCUAUUUGCCAUCUCCCUGAAGCUACCAGAGGACUUCUUCGUCGACCUUCACCAGUAUGAAGUCUUCGACGAGUCCUGGUUCCGCUACAUGAUGUUCUUCCAUGACCACAAAGCCGAGGAGAUGAAGAAGACCGAAGGUGUGUGGAUCAAAGGACACCACGACUUUGGAUCUGUCACGUUGCUGUUUAGCCAGCCUAUGGCUUCACUUCAGCUGAGAGAUCACGAGACUGGCAAAUGGCGUUGGGUGCCAUACGUGCCUGGAGGGAUCAUUGUUAACGUUGGCGAAAUGAUGGAAUGGUGGACUGGCGGUUACUACAAGGCCACGAUCCAUCGUGUCCAUCAGCCUCCUGAAGAUCAAAGAUACCAGAAUCGAUGUGGGUUUUUUUACUUUGUCGUUCCGAACGAAGAUGUUCGCAUCAAUACACUGCUUGAAGAGUCGCCGGUUCUGCGCGAAGCAGGAGUGGAAGAGAAGUUUGACAAGGGACAGGAGCCAAGUUCGGGGAUGUAUCGCGCAGCACGGAUUGGUGCGUAUGGUCAGACUGAUCUUUUCAAGGGCAAGUGCAAAGGAAUACAGGAGGAAGUCGUUGGAGGCAUCAAGCUCAAGCAUUACAAUUGA